UCUGAGCUGGGACAUGAUCACAGCAUUUAAAUGGACUUCUCACCCCCUCCCAGAAAAGAGAGGCCAGGGACAGCAGGCUGACAGUGGGGAGACGGUGCAGAGGAACAGAGGCAUCAGGAAAGAGCCCACCAACCGCUUGCGCAGAGCUGCCAAACUGAUGAAGGCAGAAACUCUUGAAAGACAAGUACGUGGGAAGAUCUGUUACGGGAAGAAGUGAGGUUUUGUUUGCAUGUCAUGGCUUACUUCUGCAAGCCCUAAAAGUGCUGUACGACGUGAAACAGAUCCUCAGCUGUACCAAUGGAAGAGACAGAUGGCAUUCAGAACUGCCAGGAUAAGCAUGAAGAGGACAUCCCAGAGAGUUCCCUAUUUGGCUUUGUUGUAAAACAGUUCCAAGGAAAGAGACUCUCUCCUGAAAAAAGAAAAGAGCAGCCUUCAGGCGUCAAAAAUUUCUUCAGUGUCUUUGACUUUGGGAGAUCUGAAGGCAAGGAGAGAAGGGAAAUUGAAGAAACAGAAAUGAACAACUCUGAAGCUGAGGAUUGCUGUGAGAAGCAAGAUCCCCCUGUAGAAGAUGGACUUUCACAUCUCAUUUCUGAAGCGGAGUCACCAUCUGGUGAGCAGAGAUUUAACCAGUUCAUGCAGAAACUGGGAAAGAAACCCAACAGCAAGAUUCUGGAUCUAAAUAAUUGUGCAUUAAGUGCAACAGAUGUAACAGAGCUGGGUGCUUUACUGCCAUUUCUCCCAGCACUGGAAGAGAUCAGCCUGUCCUGGAAUGGUUGUGUUGGUGGGACUUUGAAAGCGCUCACUGUUCAACUUCAUCAUGUGAAUCUGUUAAAAGUCCUUCGACUUAACAACUGCAGGCUGACAGCUGAGGAUGUCACCUACUUAGGAGAGGCAUUUGAAAUUGUUCCGCAACUCGAAGAACUGGAUUUAUCAUGGAACAGUAACAUAGGUGGAAAGCUAUCACUCCUGACAAAAAAACUCCAGAAAGGAUGCAAGAUAAAAAUUCUGAAAAUGACAGACUGUAACCUGACAGCAAAGGAUGGAGAAUCCCUUGCUGAAAUUCUGUACAUGAUCCCAGACCUUGAAGUAUUAGAUCUCUCUAUCAACAAAAACAUCGGCUGCAGCGUGAAGGUUAUUGCUCAGGAUCUGAAAAAUGUGCCUGGCUUGAAAGAGUUAAACUUGCACAUGUGUGGAUUAAAGCAAGACAGCCUCCAGGGCUUAGACACUGCUUUGCAGCACCUUGCAGAGCUAAGAAAAUUAGACAUAUCGUGUAACAAAGAGAUUGGCGGUGGCUUUAAAGACUCAGCAGCUAAUUUGGCCAGCUUGAAAAAUCUCGAAGUCCUUGAUCUCCACCAAUGCUGUGUAACAGAAGAGGACAUGACUGUUUUGUCCCAGGUGAUACCUUUACUCUCCAGUCUUCAAGAGCUGAAUUUAUCCUCAAAUAAAAAUGUAGGAAUCUCAUCCAAUCCUCUUCUGGGCAGGCUCAGGUUUUUACCAAAGUUGAAAUCUGUGGCCAUCAGCAAUUGUGGUUUAGAUGAAGAGUCGUUUUCAUCACUAGCUGAGGCUGCCCUUCACCUUCCUGAACUGGAGAUAUUAGACCUUUCUUGGAAUAAGUGCGUUGGUGGGAACCUAAAGCUGCUUUUGGGAGCACUAAAGCUUGCAACGGAGAUUCAAGUGUUAAGACUGAGCAGCUGUAACUUGGUGGCUGAAGAUUUGGCACUUCUAACACUACUGACACGGGAUGGCCAUCUAGCCAGAUUACAGAAGCUGGAUUUGAGUUACAACAACAACAUCUCUGAUGAAGGAGACCAGUUCUGGCAUAGUUAUCCGUGUCAUGGAGCAUGUUGACCCACACGUGAGCUCAAAGACUGCAGUGGGAUUAUUCAUUGGUAAGGUAUUUUAGGAAGUAAAGAUAUUGGAUCUGCCCACUGAGCAAGGAGUCUUAGAGAAAUCCUGAGGCAGCUUGAGGGAUAAAGCACUGCUCAAUUAGCCCUGAGUAUAUCUAAACACUGCAGCGAUCUCCUGGAGGAGAGGCACAACAGGAUUGUUCAGUGACACUUUCCUAACUUGGUAGGACACCUCUGAGCAAGUUCUCCCGUGCAGAUGAAGAUCAAUAUUCAGCUUUCAGUCUGGGUGACCUUUCCAACAUCAACUUCUGGCUGGUCAGGGUUAUAACCAGCAGCUGACCGUGCUGUGCUGAUAUCUCCUGAUCAUUUAAUCCAUGAUUUCAUGUGAGGGUCUCUACGAAUUUCCUGGUUCCAGCUUCAGUUCCACUUGAGAAGAGUACUUGGCUCCCCCGGCUCUGAGAAAUGUGAGAUGAACUGGAGUGUCUUGGUCAGAGAGAGCAGGGAAUUGCUGCCAUGUGGGAUCAGUUAUUUUCUACAGAGAUAUGCAGGCUCUGAAAUGAAGCAAAGAGCACCUGUUCCAUACAGGGCCAAUGAGAGACACUUGCAAGCAGUGACUCAAGCCAGGAGAGUUAUUCUAACGUGGAAGUAACAUAAUCUCUAUUUAACAGCAGCACACCAACCUCUUCUCUUAAUCGCUUGCUUUUCUGUGACUUUCUUCCUCAAUUCUAUCUUUGGUCCAACUGGGAAACUGAUCCUUUAUCUGUUCAGUGAGAAUCUCUCUGCAUCGCUUCUUUAUCACUUGAACUCCUGCCACUAAUUCAGUAAAGCAGCUGGCCUGUAUUUAAUGUUCAAUAUCUGUUAUAAUCUUACUGACUGAACUCGACUUGAUUGUAGGGGUUUCUUGCUUUGUUAUAGUUUGGUUCCUCAUUCUCAGCUCCAGAACAGUGAGUUCAGACUCGCUGCUAGCAACCUCUCCGCUUGCUCUACAUGACCCCCCUCUCAGCCUUGUGCCCUCUCAAGAUUCUGUUGUACCUAUUGUGGUACUAAAAAGCUUUUAUUAAAUCACUUCUAUUAAACGUCCUGUCUAUCUGCCAAUCUUCCUAGAAAUCUCUCUCCCAGUGAUUGCCUACUCGAUUGUCUCUCAAUCAUCCAUCUCUCCGUUACAUUUUGCCUUCGCUUAGGCUGAAAAAAAAUUUCAUUAGACACCUCCAAACAAUCAAAACAUCGGUUACCUGGCAAAACGGAAAACUAAAACUGAGCCAUCCCACUUUUCUGCAUUACAAAGCACAUUAAUGAGAUUUCAGUAUUAGCUGUUUCAAGAGCCAAAUGGAAAUAAUAUCUGUACCCUGCAGAUGGUAGCCACAGUGCUCAGAGGGCACUGCCUGGAUGUGGAGCUCUAGGAAGAGCUGGGGCUCAGCUCCUCUGCCUUCACCAUCUCCUUCAGGAUGUCACCACCUUCUCUGAGACAACUCAGACAAGGGGAGGGAGGGCAGGGCUGCAGUUCCAAGCAGCCAAGCAAACCAAAUAAAGGGGUC
Cuculus canorus (common cuckoo) is the source of this 3382-nucleotide messenger RNA. RefSeq names its product leucine rich repeat containing 31 (gene LRRC31). The record is from RefSeq and is a predicted model, not a curated record. The transcript is spliced from 11 exons. NCBI's taxonomy places the organism in Eukaryota, Metazoa, Chordata, Aves, Cuculiformes, Cuculidae. Gene Ontology annotation, molecular function: protein binding. The coding region runs from base 298 to 1848 and encodes 516 amino acids.